This is a messenger RNA of Phasianus colchicus (ring-necked pheasant), 6088 nucleotides long. RefSeq names its product pantetheinase-like. Gene Ontology annotation, biological process: pantothenate metabolic process. Gene Ontology annotation, molecular function: pantetheine hydrolase activity. The record is from RefSeq and is a predicted model, not a curated record. Lineage: Eukaryota; Metazoa; Chordata; Aves; Galliformes; Phasianidae.
UAUGCAAUAGGAGCUUACUUCCAAAACAAGCUUGUUACAAUCUUUACUCCUCCUCUUCCUAUCUGCUUUAUAUUCCCAUGCCUGCACCAGUAGCAACAAGGCAGCAGCCAUGGCCCCUUCCCAGACCCUGGUGUGUGCUGCAGUGCUUGCCCUGGCAGUCCUGCAGGCCCUGGCCUCGGACACCUUCAUUGCAGCCGUGUAUGAGCACGCUGUCAUCCUGCCAUGCACCAUUCACAAGGUUUCUCCCGACGAUGCUUUGGCCCUGAUGAACAGGAACAUGGAUGUUCUGGAAGGAGCUAUCAAGGAAGCAGCCCAGCAGGGUGCCCGCAUCAUUGUGACUCCUGAGGAUGGCAUUUAUGGCUGGGUUUUCACAAGGGAAACCAUUUACCCCUACCUGGAGGAUAUUCCUGAUCCAGAGGUGAACUGGAUUCCCUGCACUGAUCCCACAAGAUUUGGUCGAGCACCAGUGCAGGAACGACUCAGCUGCAUGGCCAGGAACAACUCCAUCUAUGUAGUUGCAAAUAUCGGGGACAAGAAGCCAUGUAAUUCCAGUGAUCCCAAGUGCCCGAGUGAUGGUCGCUAUCAGUACAACACUGAUGUUGUCUUUGACACAGAAGGUAAACUGGUGGCUCGUUACCACAAGUACAACCUGUUUAGACAAGAAACUCAGUUUAAUUACCCAAAAGAGCCAGAAUUCAUCACCUUUGAGACUCCCUUUGGGAAGUUUGGCAUUUUCACUUGCUUUGACAUCCUUUUCCGGGAGCCCGCCGUGGUGCUGGCGACGGAGCUACAGGUAGACACGGUGCUUUUCCCAACAGCCUGGAUGAACGUCUUGCCCUUUCUGACUGCUGUGGAGUUUCACUCUGCAUGGGCUAUGGGCAUGGGAGUCAAUUUACUGUCAGCAAAUACUCACAACACCAUCAUGUCUAUGACAGGCAGCGGGCUGUUCACGCCCCACGGGCCAGCCAUGUACUACUACAACAGCAAGACAAAGGAGGGACGUCUUCUGGUAGCUGAAUUGAGUGCACGACCCCGUCUUUCUCCUAACUACCCUGCUGCAGUCAACUGGAGCUCAUAUGCUACAAGUGUCAAAAAUUAUUCAGGAGAAAAUAAGACUUUUCCAGGAGCUGUCCGGCGGGAUAUAUUCACUUUCAGUGAACUCAAGCACAAAGCUGGAAAUCAUACGGUCUGUCAAAAAGACCUCUGCUGUCAUUUGACCUACCAGAUGUCAAAUAAAAGUAAAGAUGAAGUUUAUGUACUGGGCGCAUUUGAUGGGCUUCAUGGCUCUGUCAUAAAAUACCAUUGGCAGAUAUGCACACUGCUCAAGUGUAAGAGCACAGACCUGAGCACUUGUGGGCAACCGUCAGAGACAGCACAGACCAAGUUUGCCAUGUUCUCCCUCAGUGGCACGUUUGGCACUAACUACGUCUUUCCAGAAGUCUUGUACAGCGGUGUGCAGCUGGCCCCUGGGGAAUUUGAGGUACUGUCUGAUGGACGUCUGCAAAGUAAGAAUGGCACAUCAAAACCACUCUUAACAGUGACGCUUUUUGGGAGGUGUUAUGAAAAGGACCUGCCUCAUCCCCUGCGAAGCUUCCUGUAAUGUAACUCCCUAAAUGUUAAUCAGUCAGCACAGACAGAAUGAGAAUUUCCCACAGUGAUUCAUAAGCUUCUUAUGAUUUGUAGCAGUUAUCCUGUGUCAUUCAUAUCCUGCAAUCUUAUUCUUCUGCUUAGCAGCCGGAGCAGAUGAGUUUAUUUAGAAGAAAGCAGUGGUCGCUCUGUUGUGGAUCUAGAUCAACAGUACAUCACUGUACUAGCUCUUGAGCCAGUACAUUUGUUAUACUCUGUCAUAUGAAAUCUCUGAUUAGAAAUUAUUAUAGUUUUUAAAAAAUAUAACAUAGGUUGUCAGAAUAAUCCUAGUCAUAAGACUGAUGCUGAGAUGUGUGGAAUGUGAAGUUGGCCACUUUUCUGCCGAGCAAAUCUUCCCCAGAGAAGUUUCUCUGUCCCUUCUGCUGCUUCCUGUUUUUCAGACUGGAGGAGCACUAAGUGUCUGUGUCCCUCAGCCUUACAUGCUAUUCACCAAGGCCUUCCUAAUACUCAGUGGGACUUGGCCACAUUCUGACCAAGCUACUAUACAAUGAAACAAAAAAUAGAUUUGAAAUAGUUUUAGGUGCAAUCUCCAUGCAGUUUUUCAUGAUCCACACAAACAGUGGGUCUGCUCCGUAAAGAACCUUCAUUUCUACAGUCCUGCACUGCUUUCCAUGUGUGACAUACACAUGCUAGGUCCAAUGCAUUUCAGAUCAGACUUACCUUAUAAAUGUAGUACAUCAAAACAUUCCCCUGGAUAUUUGGAAAAUUUCUUCAAAACUGUGAAAAUGUAGGAAAUAGGCAAUGUUUUAAUAUCUGAGACAGUUUUAACCAUGCAAGUAGUUUAAGAAAUGUGCAUUAUCUGGGACUUCUAGUGAUGGCACAUGAAACUUAGUAGCCCUGGGCUGGCUUGUAUCUAUCACAUUUUGUAGCAAACAGGCCUUGUUUGACCACAUAUGCCUUAGGGUGAUACCUGCUUUAAUGUUAAUCCCACAGUCUUUUACAUGUACUGUUCUUCACAUCCCUGGCAUGUGGCAUGCACCAUGUUUAGCAUCCAUCUGCCCUAAAUAUGGCACAUAAACACUUCAUGGCUUCCCACCUCAAGCUCACCAACAGUCAUUAUCCAAAAUUUUUUUGUAAACCUAAGAGUUCUGUUUUCCUUGUGCUGUUGCUUCUCAGUACCCAGCUUUGGAGAAUUCUUUGAGGCUUUGUUUCAUCCUGAAAAGAAAACAGAUGAGCUUAUAACCAGAGGAGGGACCAUGCAACUUGGGAGCAAACAUGCAGGGCCUUAAGGUUGUGCUUCCCAGUGGCUUGUCCAGCACCUCACCCUUUUCUUGCCUGACCUGUGGUUGUAACCCAGAACAGUCAUCAAACAAAUCUUGGUCAAGAAGGAGUAUGACUUCCCAGUGGCAGUACUAAUCCUACAUGGCUAUUGGUUGUGCAACAGGUCCUGAAUUUCAAGACACAGAAGCCCAUGCUGAUGAGUGGGAGCUCAUCCCUGCUCCCCAAGCCAGUCUAGUACGCACUAGGGGCCUCUUACCUGGGUUUGUAUUGGGCAGCAGUUUUGGAAGGGCGAACAAGUACAAACGUGCUGGUUUUGAAGGUUUGUGGCAUCGUUCUGUUGACCACAUAGGCCUGUUGGUUUUCACUGGAGUCAACUGUCAGACCUAUAUAGUGAAAGGAAGAGCAGCUGAGAGCAGCAUAUGAGUGUAAUGUGAAUUUUGUUUUUUUUUGCCACAGUCAAAUCUCUUGAUUAAAGCUUUUUUUUUUUUUUUCAGUGGUUGGCAUCAAUAGGAUUACUUUUUAAUUCUUGUCCCAUUCUUCCCCCCCACACACACAAAAAAAGAAGAAUCGGGGGUCGUUUUAGAGAUUAUCAGUGUCAUUCUCAAAAGAGAAUUCACUUUACUGGUUGCUGGUUCUCUAAAUCCUGAGUAUUUCGUGCACUCCAAAUGGACACGGAAUUUAUAAAAAUCUUUCUAAAACUGGAGAGGAAUACAGACAGGAUGUUUUGAUUGAACAGAACUGUAGACAUUCAGCUUAUUAUUUAUUACCAGGCUUAUCUUUCUCACGGCAGGUUUGUCUAGACCCUGAGGAAAGUAAAGUGCCUGCUGUUACUUCAGCAGGCAUUAUUUGCUGGACAAAAAUAAUAGAAUGAACUUUAGGCCUACAUCCUUGCUAUUUUACUUUUUUUUUUUUUUUUUUAGGAUAUACUCCCUAGCCCUUGUUGGAGACCAUCCUAAGUUCUCCAUAUAGCAUUUAGUUCUGAUUUAUCUAAUUGCUGUUAUCUAACACCUGUCUCUCCUACUUUCAGUUUAUCUGCACUAAGAGCCAGAUAUCUUAAACUAAUGCACUUUUCACUGAGGUCUGGUAAGGACAAAUGGGGACAGUGAAUUUACUAUAUUACUACUAAAAUCAAUGUCAGUACAUCAGUUUACAUCUGCUGAUCAUGCACCUGCAGAGUCAGAGACUUCCUGCAUUUAAUUUUGAUUUCAGAUAGUUGAGCUCUCUUUUCUUUUCAGUUCAUACUUCAAGAUAACCCUCACAUCACCUGACUGGGUCUGGCCAGGGGUGGAGGUUCUGGUUUCUAACCAGGGCAGUUCUGGUUCAUAAAGCUCCAUAUAGUUCAAGAAGCAUUUGGGCACCUUUCUCAGACAUAAGGUUUGAAUUUGGGGUGGUUAUAUCCAGAGCCAGGGGUUGGGCUCAAUGAUCAUUGUGUGUUUCUUCCUACUCAGAAUAUUCUGUGAUUUCAAUUUGUGAAAGCUCUUUAUAAUUCAUUCAUUGAAACUUACUGUUUGAAAAAAUAAUUAUGUGUGUCCGAGCAGAAAUCAAACAUGUUUGACAGUGUGAUAUAAAAUGGAAUAGCAAGCUGUUGAAGUAUAGCCAUUAAUGGAUGAUGAUGUACUUCCUGGUAGCUAGCCUGAAAGAUAGAAAGCUUUGGCAGAUGUAGGUGAAAGUACAUGUGUGGUGCCUUUCAUAACAGAUGUCACUUAACUGUACCUAGAGAGUAUCGGAUGGCUUUAUUUAGAAGAGCUACAGUUAUAAAACAAAUAAAAAGCUUAAGUCUUAUCAUUCAUAUUGGUAAGCAACAGGCUUAAAAAUUCAUUUUGCUGAAAACUUCCUGAGCUUUUCUUUAAUGUUACACUAAACAUUUUAAAUUCUUUAUUCACAUUAACAUUAGCCUCUGCUUGAAGGGAUUCUUCCAAGUUCAGCAUUAGACUAAAUGAAAAGUAGACAUGCAAACUCUCUCAAUCGGGUUUCCUACAACAUUUACUGGUUAUGAUUACAGUUGGGUUUUACCAAGGCAUUUUUACAGUGCCAUUUGUUUUCUGCUGAGUAUUUUCUAAUACAUCACUGCUCUUCUUUCACUAAGGCUGCACACCAUAACUCUAUUUGAUUUUCUAAUGCUUAGCAUUAUAUGGUAUCUUGAUAUGUUAUGAACAUUUGCUAUAGUAGCACUUCCAUAAACAAGGGAGUAAAGUCUAUCCUCUCACGUAGAACAGGAGAUGAAGUGCAAAUAAAAUGAUGUGUACAGUAGACACUAAUUAAGAUGGCUAACUUAAGAUGCCAGAAUAUUUCAUAUUACAAAAAUACUUUAUAUAUUCCAAGCAUCAUUAUCACUGGCUGCAGCUGUAAUUGCUGGCUACUUAUAAAAAUCAGCUCCUGUCAUGCACUAAAAAAUGAGAAAGAUGUUUAGUGAAAGCUUCAGAAAAACUGGUAUGGAAUAACCUACCUAAAAACAUAUGGCAAUAGAGGAACCACAUGGAUAGAGAACAUUAGAAAGAACGGACAGGAGAAAAGGGACCUUCACAAAGCUCCAAUUUGGGCAUUGGUUCAUGUAGACACCCAGGACAGCAAGACUUACAAGGUUCAGAAAUAUGAAACAAUAAAGACUGCAGUUCAGAACAAAAUGGCCUACAGGGAAAAAAAAAAAAAAGAAAAGAAGAAAGGAAGAAAGAAAGGAAGAAAGGAAGAAUGGAAGAAAGAAAAUACUAAAGAAAGGAAGAAAAAGAAAAAAAGAUAUUGCUUUCUUUUCACCAGCCGUCACCUACAAAAUGUUACGCAAGUUGGUAGAGACAUGUCUAAGUAGCUAAAACUCCUUUUCCUAACAUCCUGUCUCACUGGUAUUGUGCAGUAGAUGUUUAGCAAGCAGGAACUUGCUAACAGAUAAUACGUACUGAAUCCACUGGGCCCUUAUCUCCCAUUUGAACAUUCAAAAAGCAUAUUUAAAUGAUAUAUAGCAGCUGCUGAGGAGGUAAAUAAAGCUCUUCUGGUGAAAAGUCACACUGCCUGGGCGUGUCUUCCUGAGAUGAGGCAGCAAAUGGUGUACGUGAAAGGGUGCAGGCUUUGGCUGGUAGUUUCUGUACAGGCUGAACUGCUGCACCUGCAGUGUCACUUCACUCAUGCACAGUGCAGCUACUUCCUGCAGCAGCAAGCAACUGUUGAAGCAGAAUAGAAUAAUUUUAGUUGGAAGCAACCUUUAAAGAUCAUCUGGUCCAACACCCCU